This is a messenger RNA of Insectozyma verbasci, 945 nucleotides long. Lineage: Eukaryota; Fungi; Ascomycota; Pichiomycetes; Serinales; Debaryomycetaceae. The record is from the annotation of a GenBank genome assembly.
AUGAGUGCCAAUUUUUCAACCCUUCUUUCAUCACCAACUUAUCCAAUUGAAAAAAUUAAUAUCAUUAAAAAACCAGAGUUAAUACCUGGUAUACCCGAUGGUAUAGUUGCUUUAAUAGCUCCAAUAAUUGCAUAUUGGUCAUAUUCAACUUUUUUCCAUUUAAUUGAUGUUUAUGAAUUAGCUGAAAAAUAUAGAAUUCAUCCAAGUGAAGAAGAAUUAAAAAGAAAUAAAGUUACAGUGAAUGAAGUUAUUAAAGAUGUUAUAUUACAACAUUGCAUACAAACUAUAGUUGGUUUAAUUGUAUAUUAUUUUGAUCCAAUACCAAUGACAGGUUUUGAAAUGUUUGAAAUGUGGAAAUUAAAACAAGAAUGGCCUAGUGUUUCAGAUAAUUUAAUUUAUUUUUAUUAUAUGUAUGGUAAAUCAACUAUAAAAUUAAUGAUUGCAAUUACUAUUAUUGAUUCUUGGCAAUAUUGGUUACAUCGUAUAAUGCAUAUGAAUAAAACUUUAUAUAGAAGAUUUCAUUCAAGACAUCAUAGAUUGUAUGUUCCUUAUGCAUUUGGUGCUUUAUAUAAUGAUCCAUUAGAAGGGUUUUUGUUAGAUACUUUGGGUACUGGUGUUGCUUCAUUAUCUACUGGUUUAACUCAUCGUGAAUGUAUUUUAUUAUAUACUUUUGCAACUUUAAAAACCGUUGAUGAUCAUUGUGGUUAUAAAUUACCUUUUGAUAUUUUUCAAAUAAUUUUCCCAAAUAAUGCAGUAUAUCAUGAUAUUCAUCACCAACAAUGGGGUAUAAAAUCAAAUUUUAGUCAACCUUUCUUUACUAUCUGGGAUGUUUUAUUUGGUACCAAUUAUAAAUUUGUUAAAGAAUAUAAAGAAUUACAAAAUAACAUAACUUUGGAGAAAUAUCAAGAGUUUUUAAAGACAAAAGAAACAAAGAAAAAUAGAUAA